Messenger RNA from Hydra vulgaris (swiftwater hydra), 1673 nucleotides. The record is from RefSeq and is a predicted model, not a curated record. Lineage: Eukaryota; Metazoa; Cnidaria; Hydrozoa; Anthoathecata; Hydridae.
UAAUGUUAAUUAUCAAAAUAACUUUAGAGUAGGACAAAAUCCUGGACUUUACUAGCAUUUUUGAUGCAUAUUUUAAGGGAGACAAUUUGUAUUGGUUAACGUGUGCUUACUACAUAACUUAUAUAAAAUCAACAUUGUAACCUGGGCUAGUAAAAGCUGAUUGUCCAAGUGUACAUUCAUCAAAUCUUCUUUGAAAAAGUAAAACUAAGAUAUAUCAACUGCAUAUUUUAGUAAAAACCAUGGAAUAUAACAAGACUUGACAAGGAAAUGAAAAGUUGGAACAAAAGUUUCUAUUCCUGCUGGGAUACAUAAGGUUUACUUUGGUAGCACAUUUCUUAGUGGAGAUUAAAUUAACAUCAGCCCAAAAACCAUAUCCAAGAAAAUUGUCAAAGUCAUUGCAUUGUUGAAACCAUCUAAUAGAGAAAUAAAAGAAAUUGAAUACAAGCUAGGUGUAGAAACAAGACAAAAAAUAAGGAGUGAAAGCAAGUGAUCAGUGUUGUCUUAAAAAUGUCACAAAGUUACUGUUUUAGUAAGAGACAUGCACAAAUUGUGAGCUUUAAUUCAUUUUAAGCCAAGCCAUUCAGUGUGUUUUGCAUUAAAGUCUCCAAUAACAACUGUUUUGUUGUUUCGUGUAGCUGUUUAAAAAAGCAAGUUAAUAUGCCUUAAAAAUAUGUUUUCUUAUCUGCAUAAAUGGAGAAGAUCAAUCAACUUCAAAAGAUUUACGUGAUUUCUCUUGGUGUCUCUAUUUACAAGUCAAAGGCAGCCAAAGAAUUUAAAAAAUAAAAUGAGCAAGCAAUUGGUGUCGUUUGACUAUGCCAUCAAGUAUCUUUUAAAAGAUAAAGACAAUCACAUAAUUAUUGAAAGCUUUGUUUCAUCAGUUUUCAAGACCUGUGGCUAUAGCAAUAUAAAAAUAGUCCAGAUGCUUGAUGCAGGAAGCAAUAAAGAACAUUUUAAAUCUAAAAGUAGUUUAGCCGACUUAAUUGUCGAAGACGAAAAGCAUCGUUUUUAUGUUGUCGAAAUUGACAAAAGCUAUAAACAAUCGUAUAUUCAUAAAGCGCUGUUCAAAACCUCAAGGUUAUUCGUGGACAGUAUUGCUGAAUGUGCAGACUAUAUUAAAAUUAGUAAGAUAUUUCAUAUCUCUCUCCUUUUUUUCCAAAUUGGAAACGAUACUGUAUAUCAUGGCAAGUUGAAUUUUUUUGGUUUAAGUACAGGGGAAAAACUAACGUCUUGCUAUAAUAAUUUAAACCAUUUGGAAGUAAGCGACGCCACCCAAAUUUUUCCCGAAUAUUUAGUUAUAUCAAUACCAAAUUUUAACGACUGUGUUGAGAAAGAACUCGAUGAGUGGCUAUUUUUAUUAAAAAAUGACCGUGUUCCACCAAAUUGCACUUUAAAUUGUGUAAAAAUCAUUAAGGAGAAGUUGAGUAUCCUAAAAAUGCCAGAACAGGAACAAUAUAAGUAUUUGUCCUAUAAAACUAAAAUUAUUGAUAAAAAAGAGAUUUUAAAAUCUGCUACACUAAAAGGUAAAGAGGAAGGUAAAGAGGAAGGUAAAAAGGAAGCUAUUUUAACAGUUGCAACAAACUUAUUGAAAGCUGGGUCAAACGUUGACUUUAUUUCAAGCAUGACUGGUUUACGGAGAAGUCAAAUUGAAAAUUUAAAUAAAUAAUAGCGCUCAA